Molecule: messenger RNA, 3374 nt
Organism: Drosophila virilis
Lineage: Eukaryota; Metazoa; Arthropoda; Insecta; Diptera; Drosophilidae
Gene: Pitslre
Product: cyclin dependent kinase 11B pitslre
Biological process (GO): regulation of mitotic cell cycle; protein phosphorylation
Cellular component (GO): nucleus
Molecular function (GO): ATP binding; protein serine/threonine kinase activity
Source: RefSeq, a predicted model, not a curated record
CCUGGCCGACUGCGUGAAAAACGUUUGUGCUAUUGCAAACGUUUGUAAUUAUUUUUAUUAAAAACAACGUAAUAAUCCACCGAAAACCCAAUUUGAAGGUCAUAUAGAUGUACAAAAAGUGCAAGCCAAGACUUUUGGCAUAAAGCGUUAAAGAAGGUUGCAUACAGGUUGCUGAAAAUUACUGGUGAAUCAGCAGCUACAUAUAAACGGGAGGGCAACGGUAGCGUCAGUAAAGGCAAUAUCUAAUUAUUAUCUACACACAAAUCGCAAUUCAAUAUGGUCAAUACAUCUGGCAGUGAAGAUGGCCAGCUGCGCAGCCCCAACGAUGGACACUAUAUCAGCGGCGAAGACGAUCAUGACGCAGACGCACUGUACAUACAACCGCCACAGGCAGCCAGCAGCCAGGGCCGAGAUCCGGCCAGUACGCGUCGCGAGAAGAAGAAACACUCGCGCGAUCGUCGACACAAGGAGCGCAACAGUUUAGAGGGCGUCGAACGGGAGAGAGAGCGAGAGCGUGAUCGAGAACGCGAAAGAGAUCGAUAUGAGUAUCGGGGAGCACGAGAGGAUAUGGAACAGCGCUAUCAUCAGCACCAUCAACAGCAUCGCAGUGAGCGAGCCAAGCAUCAUUUAAGCCAUGCCUAUCAUUACCCGCAACAGCUGCCAUUACCGCCGCCGCCACAGAGUUAUGUUCAUCAUCACCACCAUCAUCAGCAACUAAUGAGCUUAUCCCGUGGGGGCGGACGCACCGAUUACUAUCAUAGCAGCCGGCACGUUGAUUAUGUGGAUGUGGAUCAGCCGCCGCCGCCGCCUCGACGUGCUGUCAAACAUGCCUACGAACAGCCCAAGGAUGCUGAGAGCCUGGAGCAGGAUCUGCGUUCACGGCUGCUCAGCAAGCGGCACAAAUAUGUCAAAGACUAUGAGUCGGAAGAGAACUAUGAGCAGCUCCAGCCGUCGCAUAGUCGCCGCAAGGAUCGCGAGUCACGACGCGGCAGCCACAGUCAUAAGCUACGUCAUGGCCAAGUCAUUGAGCUGCUGGACAGUCCCGAGACAGCGGCGGCGACUCAGCAUCAUCGCAGCAAACAACAAAAACGAGCCGAAGCCGAGGAAGCCCUAAAUCCGGUGCUACAACGCCGCACAGCAAACAGUGAUCCGGAGCUGCUAGCGCGGCGCGAGAAGAUUCUGGCAGCCGAGCGAGAGAAUCGCCAGCGUAAGCAAAUUGCACGCGAGGAGCUGGAGGCGCGUCGUGAACAACUGCUGCGCGAACGGAACGAGCACAGUGAUGCGCUCAGUCCCAGCGCCGUGGCGGCCAGUGUGACAGCCGGUCUUCAUAUAGUCAAGCGCAAGCAAAAAGUGAAAAUGGAGGACGUUCAUUACGAGCGAAGAAAGCGUAUCAAGCAGACAGCUGAGGAAGUCAAGCGACAGACCAAGCAAAAUGAUGAGGGCAGCGAAGAGAGCGAAGAAUCUGACUCCGAGGAGGAGGAGGAGGACGACGAGGAGGACAGCGGCAGUGCGGAAAGUGACAGCGAUACGGCAGACAGUGCAGAAAGUAGCUACGCACAGGAGCCGCACAAGAAGAACAAGCGAAAACGAAAGCUGCCAGAUGAUGAUGAAGAUGUUCCACUGCCAGAUAGUCCACUGAGUGUGGGCGCUCUAUACAAAUCACCCAAGCAAAGGGCGCGCUCACGUUCCGCCAGCUCCAAGAGCUCAGAGCGCAGUCAUAGCAGCGCAGCCAGCAGCAAUAGCAAUAGUCGACACAGCAGCCGAAGCCGCAGCAGUCGCAGUCGUUCGCGCUCGCCAGCCAGCAGCCUGGGCGAAAGGCAACGUUCGCGCAGCAGCAGCACGCGCAGCGAGGAGCGUGGCAUGGCACAACAGCAGCAACAGCAGCUGCUGGACAACAUUGAAGCCAGCAUCACGGAAAAGCCGCCCAAGGCACCUGUUGAGGAAUUGCCGCCCUGCGAUGACAAAGGCGUACCGCUGCCCAACUAUUAUCCGGGUGUGCAGGGCUGUCGUUCGGUUGAAGAGUUUCAAUGCCUCAAUCGCAUCGAGGAGGGCACGUACGGUGUCGUUUAUCGUGCCAAGGACAAACGGACCAACGAGAUUGUUGCCUUAAAACGUCUGAAAAUGGAAAAGGAAAAAGAAGGCUUUCCUAUAACAUCCCUGCGUGAGAUUAAUACGCUGCUGAAGGGCCAGCAUCCCAAUAUUGUGACGGUUCGUGAGAUUGUCGUUGGCUCCAACAUGGAUAAGAUAUUCAUUGUCAUGGAUUAUGUGGAGCACGAUCUUAAAUCCCUAAUGGAAACAAUGAAACAGCGCAAACAGAGCUUCUUUCCGGGCGAAGUCAAAUGCCUUGUCCAACAGCUGCUGCUCGCUGUCGCCCAUUUGCACGACAAUUGGAUUUUGCAUCGUGACCUGAAGACCUCUAAUCUGCUGCUCUCCCACAAAGGCAUUCUCAAGGUCGGUGAUUUUGGAUUGGCCCGCGAAUAUGGCUCACCACUUAAGAAGUACACUUCCUUGGUAGUCACGCUAUGGUAUCGGGCACCAGAGCUCCUGCUCUGCUCCCCGGAGUACUCCACGCCCAUAGAUGUGUGGUCUGUGGGCUGCAUUUUUGCCGAAUUCCUCCAAAUGGCGCCACUCUUUCCGGGCAAGUCAGAAAUCGAUGAGCUUAAUCGCAUAUUUAAGGAACUCGGCACACCCAACGAAAAAAUCUGGCCUGGAUACUCGGAGCUGCCGGCCGUCAAGAAUAUGUUAAGCCAAAACUCACAGUUCACGGAUUAUCCGGUCUCGCAGCUGCGCAAACAUUUUCAGGACAAAACCUCUGAUGCAGGACUCGGACUGCUGCAGGGCCUACUGACAUACGAUCCAAAACAAAGACUGACUGCUGAUGCGGCGCUUAAGCAUGGCUACUUUAAGGAGCUACCCCUACCCAUCGAUCCAUCCAUGUUUCCCACUUGGCCCGCCAAAAGCGAGUUGGGCGCACGCAAAGCGCAGGCUUCAUCCCCAAAGCCGCCAUCCGGCGGCUCGCAAUUCAAGCAGCUGGGACGUGAUGAACCCAUGCCAACAGCAGCUGUUGGUGGCGGUGGGGCAAAGCUCGCCUCGGGCAUUAUAACGGGCAACAAGAAGAGCGGCGCAACGGCGGCCAGCACCGGAUUUGUGUUAAACGCGGGUCUAACGCAGCGGCAGCUGGCAAUGGGUCCCGGCUUCAGCUUGAAGUUCUGAGACAGAUUGUGUGUAUACAGAUUUGUAGCCAAUUUGAAUAAUUGUUAUGUAUAGUUUAGCGUGUAAGAUGAAAAAAGAGGAAACAAAAAAUAUCGUUUAAUGUAUGUGUACAAAUAUUGUUCCAAAUAUAAUUUAAAAAGCCAUACUACAAACACACAACA